GUCAAGUGUCAGUAGUCGCGGGGCAGGUACGCGCGCUCGCAGCUUUCUGGUGCAGCUCGGAGGUGGCGGGAGCGGGUUCCGGCCGAGCGAGAGAGCUCUGGGGCGGGGCGGGAGAAAGUGGCGGCCGGAGGACCUCGGCGGUGACGCGUGGCCGAGCCCAGGAGUCCCGAUCUACGUGCCCGCCUUCGUGAGCCGCUGGCCUCCGGCCCAAGGGUCCCCCCCGCAGCGGCCCCCGCGCCGAGUCCGUCGUCCCGAGCCAGCCCGGGCGAGGUGGGAAUCGCGAUCGCCCCGUGCCCCGCGCCUGCAACCACCCCCCUUGACCGCCCAUGGCUACGCGGGUGCUGACCAUGAGCGCCCGCCUGGGACCCGUGCCCCAGCCGCCGGCCACGCAGGACGAGCCGGUGUUCGCGCAGCUCAAGCCGGUGCUGGGCGCUGCGAACCCGGCCCGCGACGCGGCGCUCUUCCCCGGAGACGAUCUGAAACACGCGCACCACCACCCGCCUGCGCAGCCCGCGCCGCCGCCAGCCGCCGGCCCACGGCUGCCCUCGGAGGAGCUGGUCCAGACAAGAUGUGAGAUGGAGAAGUACCUGACACCUCAGCUCCCCCCAGUUCCAAUAAUCCCAGAGCAUAAGAAGUACCGACGAGACAGCGCUUCCGUGGUAGACCAGUUCUUCACUGACAGCGAGGGCUUACCUUACAGUAUCAACAUGAACGUCUUCCUCCCCGACAUCACUCACCUGAGAACUGGCCUCUACAAAUCCCAGAGACCGUGUGUGACACAGAUCAAGACCGAACCUGUUACCAUUUUCAGCCACCAGAGCGAGACGACGGCCCCCCCUCCUCCAGCCCCGACCCAGGCCCUCCCCGAGUUCACCAGUAUAUUCAGUUCCCACCAAACCACAGCUCCAGAGGUGAACAACAUCUUCAUCAAACAAGAACUUUCUACCCCAGAUCUUCAUCUCUCUGUCCCUUCCCAGCAGGGCCACCUGUACCAGCUAUUGAAUACACCGGAUCUAGACAUGCCCAGUUCUACAAACCAGACGGCAGUAAUGGACACCCUGAAUGUUUCUAUGUCAGCCGCCAUGGCAGGCCUCAACACACACACUUCUGCUGUCCCGCAGACUACGAUGAAACAGUUCCAGGGCAUGCCCCCUUGCACGUACACCAUGCCAAGUCAGUUUCUUCCACAGCAGGCCACUUACUUUCCCCCGUCCCCACCGAGCUCAGAGCCUGGGAGUCCCGAUAGACAAGCCGAGAUGCUCCAGAAUUUAACUCCUCCUCCGUCCUAUGCUGCUACAAUUGCUUCUAAACUGGCAAUUCACAAUCCGAAUUUACCCGCCACUCUGCCAGUCAACUCACCGAGUAUCCAACCCGUCAGAUACAACAGGAGGAGUAACCCCGAUCUGGAGAAAAGACGCAUCCACUACUGUGAUUACCCCGGUUGCACUAAAGUUUAUACAAAGUCGUCCCAUUUGAAAGCUCACCUGAGGACUCACACGGGGGAGAAGCCCUACAAGUGCACCUGGGAGGGCUGCGACUGGAGGUUUGCGCGGUCGGACGAGCUGACCCGCCACUACAGGAAACACACGGGUGCCAAGCCGUUCCAGUGCGGCGUGUGCAACCGCAGCUUCUCCCGCUCCGACCACCUGGCGCUGCACAUGAAGCGACACCAGAACUGAGCGCGGCGCUGACCGCCCGACGCCUCGCAGUCCGCUCUGCCACCCUUUAAACCGCAGACCUAACUUCAUAUAUAAAAAGAGGAAAAGAAAAGAAAAAAACAAAAGAACUGGAAAUGUAUAUUUUGUAUAUUUGAGGCCACAGGGAAUACAUUGUAUUCAUACCAAAGUGUUUGGUUAUUUUGAGAACCUGGAAGCUUGCUGUCACGCUCACUGCUGGCUUUAGUCCAGCAAACUUCAUCUCCAGACAGGCUGCCACAUCUCAGCAUGGGGAACCGGUGGGGGCGCACGGGGUGCGUAUGCUGUUUCUAUGCCGACUGCACACGCUAUCAUUGGUGACAUUGUUUAGUAUAAACAAACCAGUUGACAGGCAUCCGACAGAUUGUCAAGAUUUUACUUGACAUGGACUUGUUUUUUUUUUUUUUUCUUCGAGAUUAGAUUAUUUCCAUAGCGGAGGUACGCAGUGUACCUGGCAAUUCACAAAUAGCCAUUGAACAAAUGUGUUUUGUUUUUGUUUUUGUUUUUUUUUUAUAUGAGUUGCCUAUAUUUGCUAUUCAAAAUUUUGUAAAUACGCAAAUCAGCUUUAUAGGUUUAUUACAAGUUUUUAAGGAUUGUUUUGGGGGGGGAUAUCACACUUCUUUUGAAAAUAACUAUGAAUACAUGUAAAGGUAGAAUUUGUGGUUAAGAUACCUCUCAAAAAAGUUACCAAAUCCAUUGCUUUGGGGAGGGAAUAAUCAUUCGAAUGAGUAAAAUGCAAAUUACGCUCUCUGAUUGAAAUAAGAUUGUUUAUUUUAAAUAUGAAAGAUUUUUUAUAUGGAUUUAAACUGAAGAGCUUAAAGAUAGUUAGAAUACACAGAUAUUAAAGGUCUUACCAUAAUUAAACAGUAUCAUUGAAGUGGGUGAGGGCUGGUGUGGCUGUCACACGUGUCCUUGUUGACCUUCAGGCUCUGUUUGCACUCGUGAAAGCAUUGAAUCUGGUGCAGUUCAUGUUGACUGGGAUGUUUGCUCCUGCAGUACUGUUGGUUAAAUGACAAUUUAUGUGGCUUUUUGCAUGUAAUAUCCAGUGAGACACAGUAAUUUUUAUUGAAAUUACAGUGCUGUGUAGUUAAUCUGUUAAUACUGACUCGGUGUCUGCCUUUAAUAUCAGUGAUAGGUUGAAAGCUUACCAAUAUGCAAUCUCAUAGGAAUGUGACGUUGAUGCUGUUAACCAAAGGGCAGAAAUCAUAAGCAAAAUGCCAAAAGCGGUCUUAAUUGAAAUUUUAAUUCUUGUUUUUAAAAUAUUGUUUAUCAUUAUUUAUUUUGUGGUAAUAUAGUAAGUUUUUUUAGAAAACAAUUUUCAUAACUUGAUAAAUUAUAGUUUUGUUUGUUAGAAAAGUUGCUUCACUGUGUAAAUAAGUGACAAACGGUGUAAAUAGUUUUGUAAGAGGCUUCGAGAUGUUUAUACGUGGACACACCUACAUCAAAAGCGUAAAUCGGCUGCUGUUUUGCUUCUUUGUCCCUUAUUUUUGUAUUGUGGUCAUUUCCUAUGCAAAUAUCGGAGCAAACAGCUGUAUAGUUGUAGAAUUUUUUGAGAGAAUGAGAUGUUUAUAUAUUAACGACAAUUUUUUUUUGAAAAUAAAAAGUGCCUAAAAGA
Molecule: messenger RNA, 3309 nt
Organism: Alexandromys fortis (reed vole)
Lineage: Eukaryota; Metazoa; Chordata; Mammalia; Rodentia; Cricetidae
Gene: Klf5
Product: KLF transcription factor 5
Exons: 4
Coding region: 327-1679 (450 amino acids)
Biological process (GO): regulation of transcription by RNA polymerase II; cilium assembly
Cellular component (GO): centriolar satellite
Molecular function (GO): DNA-binding transcription factor activity, RNA polymerase II-specific; RNA polymerase II cis-regulatory region sequence-specific DNA binding
Source: RefSeq, a predicted model, not a curated record